Phaeodactylum tricornutum CCAP 1055/1 is the source of this 2943-nucleotide messenger RNA. RefSeq lists its product with no specific name. The record is from RefSeq and is a predicted model, not a curated record. Gene Ontology annotation, molecular function: protein binding. NCBI's taxonomy places the organism in Eukaryota, Bacillariophyta, Bacillariophyceae, Surirellales, Neidiaceae. Bases 1 to 2604 code for a protein of 867 amino acids. The transcript has a single exon.
AUGCAACAACAUCCACGUCUUCAACGUUCGGUGUUUGACCCCCGCUAUAUCGGGGCAAUGAUUCUAGUUACGAUCCACGGAGUCUCUUCCGACGCCCCCGUCUGUGAGGGCGACCCGGGGCAGUGCGAAAGUGGCAUUUUGGCACCGUGUGGUCUCUACUUGGCCCCGUCAACGAAGAAUCCGGAAACUCUUACACUCCAUUCGGGUGUAGACCGCGACGCACACGAGCUUGUGGGUGAGCCAGACAUUGCUCUCCCCUUUUUCGAUCCCAAUAAGAACGAAUGGAGCGCAUGGCACGAUAUGGUAUGGAAUAUAGACGUGCUAGAUGGCCUUAUUCUAGAGAACUCUUUUCUUUCGGAGCUGCUACUACCCGGAGUAGGAACUUUACCAGCCUGCUCGGUCUUUCAGGGGGAAAACGUUCGACUGAAAAGAAAUCACGUUAUAGACAGUUUAGAUGUGCAUCGAGCGAAGGAUGCGACAGCCGGCUCGUUCUCGUAUCACCAUGGCGUGACGUACGAGACUGUACGGUCCAUGGCGGCAGGAGAGGAGCUUUUCUUAGACUGCUUAGGUCCACCUCCGCCCUUCCGAAGAGACAAAGAAAAAGACGAGGACGAUGGUAACGGUGACCUUGACAAUGAUGUUUACGAGGAUGAAAAUGGCGGCGGUGAAGACGAUGAAAUCCGGUCACUUGAAUGGCUGCAAGAAAACGGCGUAUGCGUCGACAACAUCUGGAUUGGUCCUUCAACCAAACUGGGAAUCGGCAAUGGCGCCUUCACCAAGCGAGCAGUAGCGAAAGGGACUGUGAUCGCUCCUUCGCCUGUGCUUCACUUGGACCGUUCCCAACUGCAAAUUGUCGAACAGCGUUUUCGGGAGGACCCUUUUCCUCCAUUUUUUCGAGAACAUGGUGUUGAAUAUUCAGAUUACGUUGUUGGUCAACAAUUGGCAUUGAACUAUUGCUAUGGUCAUCCUGAUUCCAAUGUUUUGUUGCUACCUUUAGCGCCCGGGAUCAACUUCAUCAACCACGAUGCCAUAAGUCCCAAUGCAUUCGUUCGGUGGUCAACUUCAUUGACGGAACCAUCUGACUGGCUAGAGGAGACCGCGCACCAGCUGUUCGCAGAGUCUGUCGACGGGACACUGCUUAUCGAAUUUGUAGCAUUGCGCGAAAUUGCGGCUGGGGAAGAGAUAUUUAUUGACUAUGGGGAAACAUGGAGCACAGCCUGGAAUAGCCAUGUAAAGGAAUGGACAUUCGAUGGUGCGAGCUACAUAUCGGCUGCUAAGUUUGAAGAUCUGUACGGAAACGAUGCUAUUCGCACGCAUAUGGAACAAAGCAAGAAUCCCUAUCCAGACAAUCUGACAACUGCCUGCUACUUUGUCGCUAUUGAGGUGGACGACGAAGAGGAGCUAGUCGAGUGGGAAAACGAAGCGCUUCAUUGCUUGCGACCAUGCAGUAUCAAGACUCGAUAUAAAGAAGAUGGUAUUACCUUCUAUACCGCUAUUGUUUAUCCUUUGAAGAGCCCUGCUGAGCCACAGUAUUGUGGUGAAAUCCCAGAUUCGGGAUUGUUCGUGACCGGGAUACCUCUCCAGGCUGUAAAAGUUGUGGACAAGGCGUAUUCAUCUGAUGUCAAUCAAAGAAAUACUUUCCGACAUGAAAUUGGUAUCCCCAAAAGAUUCUACCCUUCGAAUUGGAUGUCUGCCGACAGCCGACCUCUAGGCGAUUUUUCUCCAGACCCGUUGAAGCCCGGUGAAAUGGCCGAAAUUCGUUGGGCUAGUUCUGGAGACGUAGCUACAAAAUGGGCCUAUCGCCUUGGUCUCCACGAAAGUAUUCGCAAAACACUGUUGGAAUAUUGCGAUAGAAUGGGGAUUACCGACAUAUUUCGGCAUGUAACUACAAGAGACAACGCACUCCUCCCCGGUGCCGACAAAAAUUUAGAGCUGAAUGGACAUAAUUGGUUCUUACAACGGCCGGACAAGAAAUGGCGGUCAAAUCUCCAUUGGCUGAGUCCCGGUGACAACGCUGCACAUGAAGACUACUUGCAAGCCUUGAGUGUCUCAGGGUUUGACACAAUUCUCAGGGGAAUUGGAGAACAGAUGGGCAUGGACGGCCUAGUGGCAUUCCACGUUACUUUCAUUGCUGUGUCAUAUUCGACUGAAGGAUACAUGCACUACGAUGUCACCGCGACAGGGGGUAAAGCAUACAACAUCAUAAUUCCUCUUAUUUUGGCCAACGAGACGGGUCCCGAACUAGACUUACGGAGCUCAUCAAUACUAGGAGAAGAUGAGACCGAGUCUCUUGUCGGAAGAUAUCGAUACGAGUACGAGGUGGCAUCUAUGCUGGGUGACGACGCUUACCACGCUACGUCGGCGGUGGACUAUCGGGCCAGUAAGGAAAUGCGAAUGGCAGCGACCAUCUAUGUUGCGGAUGUCAACGAGGAGAAUGCUGGUGCCAUACUGAACGAGUACACACAGGCUUAUCCGCCCGAUGACCGGGAUCUUCUGAUGAGUUGGUCUGGACGACACUGGCGAAAAGACGAUACAACAGCAAAGCUACCUGCUCCUGUCAGCGGCCAUAUUCUCCUUGAGGCGAAUACGGAUAACACUAGCUAACUGGCCAAAUCGCUUCACAGUCAAGCCGCGAGCAAGCUGUUACAGAAUCCUUUGCAUCUUUACCCGAACUUAAGUACGCACUGCAGCAUUGUAAAUAUCUAUCCUUGAAAAUAUGCCGCUGUAUAUAGCUUCCUAACCCGUUUAUGGUGCACUUGCUUUUGCAAAGAACAAAGAAACCUGCAGGCAUAGCUAGGAUACAUAUGACACAAUCAAGAACGAAGUGAAAACAACAGAAGGGAGCACGUAUGAGUACUCAAUAUCUCACAGUAACCACUUGUUCUCUUUGUGCUCUUGGAAGUCCUUACCUCACUGACCGACGAAAAAAUUAUUUAUACUUUU